Molecule: messenger RNA, 1534 nt
Organism: Fundulus heteroclitus (mummichog)
Lineage: Eukaryota; Metazoa; Chordata; Actinopteri; Cyprinodontiformes; Fundulidae
Gene: slc25a15a
Product: solute carrier family 25 member 15a
Exons: 7
Coding region: 477-1385 (302 amino acids)
Biological process (GO): mitochondrial L-ornithine transmembrane transport
Molecular function (GO): L-ornithine transmembrane transporter activity
Source: RefSeq, a predicted model, not a curated record
AGCAACCAAGCUCCCGGUCUCCACAAGCCUACACACAGUCAGCUAAACUUGGAAGCCGCCGAGGACACUGACUGAGAAGGACGAGAACUGAUUAUUUUCACACACACUCUCUGCAGAUAGCUCGCUAGCAGCUCCUGCAAACGACGAGGACCGGCAACGGCCGCUGGCGCUCCUCGAUCCAUCGUCGCCGGGAACGGCUGCGGUGCCAUGCGAGGGCGCAGAUUGGCUAUUAGCGAACUUCCUGCCGCAUUGUGUCCACACAGGAAGAGCUGGCCGGUCCUGAUACCGAUCCGACCGAUGCCUCUGGUUUACUUACAAAACACCGCAGAAUGAGACGCUGCUAGGUGCAGAGCCAGUGGAGCAGCUGGAGAAAACAGUGGGUUCAUGAGCCACCACUUCCUAAUCAAAACUCCAGUCUGACCGGGCAAAACAAGAGGAAAAAGGAAAGACUGCUGCCUGGUCCAGGAGUUUUCAUCAUGACUCCACAUCCUGUAAUUCAAGCAGUCAUUGACUUUGCAGCAGGAGCGGCAGGGGGUACGGCCUGCGUGCUAAGCGGUCAGCCGUUUGACACCGCCAAGGUGAAGAUGCAGACGUUCCCCACCCUGUACCGCGGCUUCAUCCACUGCUUCAUUUCAACUUUCAAACAGGUGGGACUCCGCGGUCUCUACAAAGGGACCACGCCGGCCCUCCUCGCCAACAUCAGCGAGAAUGCGGUGCUCUUCUUGAGCUACGGCCUGUGCCAGGACGCUGUCCGCCUCUUGUUGCGGAUGGAUAAAGGAGCAGAGCUCAGUGACAUCCAGAAAGCCUCAGCAGGGUCUUUAGCCUCCAUCUUCUCCUCCUUGGCCUUGUGUCCCACAGAGCUGGUGAAAUGUCGCCUGCAGGCCAUGCAUGAAAUGGAGGCGACCGGAAAGGUAGCGAAAGGACAGAGCUCUGUCUGGUCCGUAGUUAAGACCGUGCUGAGGACAAAUGGUCCUUUAGGUUUCUACCAGGGACUGACCUCAACCAUUGUCAGGGAGAUACCAGGUUACUUCUGCUUCUUUGGCGCCUAUGAACUGUGUCGGACGACAUUUGCACACCAUAUGGGCACAGACAAAGACAGUAUAGGCAUUCUUCCACUCAUGUUCAGCGGUGGGUUUGGAGGGGCUUGUCUGUGGCUGGUGGUCUAUCCAAUAGAUUGUGUGAAGUCCAGGAUCCAGGUCUACUCCUUAGCUGGGAGGCAAGAGGGUUUCAUUAAAACGUUCCUGAGUAUCAUACGCACUGAGGGGUUCACUGCUCUGUACUCCGGUUUGACUCCUACCAUGAUUCGCACCUUCCCUGCCAACGGAGCACUCUUCCUGGCUUAUGAGUCCAGCCGCAGGUUUAUGAUGGACACGGUGGGUGCCUGAGGGGCAACAGCUGUCCCGGAGAAACGCUGCGUCCAGUAUUUUGCUUCUCCAAGUAUCUUCUAAUGAGACAGUUCUGAUUAUAAACUGAACAUUAAAUGUCUGUACUGUGCUGGUCAUGGUCAUUUGAAAUAAAGUUUUAAUCUUAAAAA